This is a messenger RNA of Grosmannia clavigera kw1407, 549 nucleotides long. Its product is annotated as peptidyl-prolyl cis-trans isomerase. Bases 1 to 549 code for a protein of 182 amino acids. Gene Ontology annotation, cellular component: intracellular membrane-bounded organelle. Gene Ontology annotation, molecular function: peptidyl-prolyl cis-trans isomerase activity. The record is from RefSeq and is a predicted model, not a curated record. The transcript is spliced from 5 exons. NCBI's taxonomy places the organism in Eukaryota, Fungi, Ascomycota, Sordariomycetes, Ophiostomatales, Ophiostomataceae. Gene Ontology annotation, biological process: protein folding; protein peptidyl-prolyl isomerization.
AUGCCACCAACACAGCUUCCCGAGUCGGGGAAUCCUCUUGUCUUUUUUGACAUAACUAUUGGCGGCGAACCACUCGGCCGUAUCACUUUUGAGCUGUUUCAAGAUGUUGUCCCCAAGACAACAGAAAACUUCCGCCGCUUCUGCACAGGCGAGGACACUGAUUCGCAGGGCCGUCCUCGGGGCUACAAGGGCAGCAAGUUUCACCGCAUAAUUCCGAAUUUCAUGUGCCAAGGCGGGGACUUCCUUAAUGGAAACGGCACCGGCUCCACUUGCAUAUAUGGCGGGAAGGCGUUCCCCGACGAGAACUUUGAGCUGAAGCAUGAACAGCCAGGGCUGCUAUCUAUGGCGAACGCUGGGCCCAACACGAACGGCUCCCAGUUCUUCAUCACCACGGUACCUACACCCUUCCUUGACAAUAAGCACACUGUCUUCGGCAAGGUGGCCAGCGGCAUGGACGUGGUUCACAAGAUGGAACACGUGCGAACAGGUGCACGCGGACGGGACAUGCCGGACCUAGAUGUCGUGGUGGCAGAAUGUGGUGAGAUGUAG